Messenger RNA from Malaya genurostris, 1829 nucleotides. RefSeq lists its product as uncharacterized. The transcript has 3 exons. Bases 941 to 1795 code for a protein of 284 amino acids. The record is from RefSeq and is a predicted model, not a curated record. Lineage: Eukaryota; Metazoa; Arthropoda; Insecta; Diptera; Culicidae.
GUCAGUCAGUCAGUCAGUUGAACGCUGAGCUUCAAACGCGAUACGCCUCAUGUAAGCAAAGGCACCGGUCCGAGAUAUGGUUGAUAAAAAUUUUCCUGGGCGCGCAUUUCGAAAGUAAGGCAAGAAACAACUCGAAUGAUUGCGAGAGCUAGUUUCGAAUUUCUUCUGGUUCAUUUGUGAAUAGAUACGGAUACGACCAUCAUUCUUUUGACCUCAUAACCAACAUCGUAUCAAAUAUGUGUCAGAGACGUGAGAGAAUAGAAAAAAAAUGCAACAGAGAUUAUAUGAAUGAGAUCUACAAACGCGAUUGAAGCAGCAUUUCUUAAACCUGGAAAAACCAGAUCCUGCCAGCAAGACAAAAAGACAAACUGGCUAAUCGGAUAUUCAAAAUGCACACGUCGUUCGCGAGCAGUGUUUAAUGUUAUAUAAACCGUAGCGGCAGCCAAUAAACAAGACAGUUUCAUAUUUAAACACAAAAAAGAGAACCCUUAGUGCGGAGCAGGAACAACAGUGGUGGUGACUUGGGUCGUUUGGAAAUCGAGAGCAUGCCGACCAAAAAAAUCAUGUUUCGAAAUUGAGAAAGAAUGCGAUCAUCAUCAUCAUCAUCCUGCUACCCAAACGGAUGACUAUUUUCGGUGAAAACUUAGCUAAUUGUUUACCGCAUAAAACAGCGCAAUGGACGAAAAGAAGCAUGGAGCAAAAAGUUUAACGUGGUUCUUGCGCGCCGCAUUUCGUUGAAAAUCUGUUACCGCGAGCAUUGUUUUUUGCAAAGGGAAGCGAUAUCCAGUCGAUAACCUUGAAACCAGCGAAGCACAAAGAGAAAAGAAAAAUCCCGCAAAUUGUAGCCAUAACAGGCAGCUCAGUAAAAUAAGAAUCUUCUUUGGCUGAGGGCCGAGCGUUCCGAAAAAGGUAAAACGCUGGAACGACACUUGAAGAAGGUAUGAAGAGAAUCAAAGCCUGCAACAGACAGCCAGACUACUUUGUUGGAAGCAACGGAAUUCCGCGGCUAGUGGAGAAAGUUGUUCAUUCAUCCGAACAUCACGUCGGGAUGGAUUCCACGAGACGCACCAGCAGCAGCAUAUCACCGACCGAUCCGGUGAAGCUCAACAAGUGCUUGCACAACAUAAAAGUUAGAAAGAAUAACAUAGCGAGCUACCGCCAAAUAAAUCAAACCAAUCGCAACAAUAAAAUUGAAAGUGAUAUAGAGAUAAGGAAACAAGCGGACAGUAAAUCAAACUCAUCCACUAACAGUUGUAGCAGUAGUAGUAGUAGUAGCAGAAGCAGCAGUUCGACAAUUACAAAUUUAUCGCACAGGCCUGCAAGUUCAUCCUCGUCAUCGAUAUCAGUAUUGAAUAACUGGAGAGGUCCGGUUGCGUCACCGUUGAUGGCGCGUAUGUCUGAUGCGCGCAGAAACGGUGCCAGAUCACCUACCAUCACCCAGCCCAUUCCUAGUAAUAGUAAUAGAAAUUAUAACUAUACUUGUAGAGCCUCUAGACAAGCCACCGGUACCACCAGCGGUAGCAAUAAUAGCAACAUUCGGGUUAGUGGAGUCACUAAUUGGGGAUCGCCAGUACUGCUCAGCAACAGACAGCGUUCGAAUAUCACUUCAGCAGUUGAUUCGAAUCGAAUUGCUGAUUCCGUUGAACGCGUGAUGAGACAAUGCAGAUUUUCGCUAGCAGUGCCAACACCACCCCCGGCAACCGACAACCGGAUCAAUUACCAGAGAAAAUAUGACCGCACAAUUUUCGGCUACAACCGGUUGGAUCAGUUUGUGCUACCACCGUUGCAGAUAUGACCGUUUGGCAAAAUAAUAAAAGACUUGAACAUAA